AUGUUUUACAAAGCCAAGUUCCAACCCGGAGAUAAAUUCGUCUAUGGGAUUUAUGGCAUUCAAUAUCAGGGUCAAAGCCUAAGCGGCCGGCAACUGGAUCUUGUUCAAAAGUUCGACAACCUUAUCGCUGGACAGGCCCACCUCGAUCGCAUCACUGUUCCAGGUACUGAUGAGAUGAGCACCCAGAUCUGGCUCUCAUAUUGGUGGCCAGAGUCCCAUGCAACAUGGUGGUCAACACCUGCCGUGAAAGAGUUCUGGGACGGACUCCCAGAAGACGCAGGCAUGUGGCGAGAAAUUCUUACCGUCACAGCCAGUCGGGUACAGAAUGCGUGCACUGCUGAGUUAAAGAAUGGCAUGAAUGGCCUUGGAGAGAUGGAGCCAUUUGGUGACAAGAUUGGAUAUUGGGGGUGCGUUCGUCACCGUAUACCGGACGUGAGUUUGGGUGAUAAGUUGGCCUCAUCAUUAGAGGAAAUGCCUCCACGGGUACCAGAAACAAGAAGCAUCCGUCCUGGUAGGACGAUCGUCACCGACCUACCGGAGAACAUAUGUUUUCUGGUCGAGGGCCAAGACCACUCGGGUAUGUCGAGUCGAGAGAAAGCGCUGUGGUUUGAGGAGUUCGACGACCUAGUUACUGGAUGGAUGGACCAUCUAGCAAAGGAUACCACUGCUAACGGACUUUUCGAUGUACGAAUGGGCUAUGUCUCGGACUUUGGAACGUUCAAUAAUGGAACCCCAAUCAACUUGAACCAUAAUAGGAAGAUUGAGAUGUUCUACUGGCAGGAUAUGAGUAAGUUUGAGCGGGUUGGUAGAGUUCACAGAGGUCAUGUUAAGCUUCGCAAGCGAUGGAUGGAGGUUUAUGGGCCGGGAGGAGAGAUGGGUAAUGGUGUAGGUCAGAUUAACCUCUGGGAAGAGACCUCAAUUAUGAGAGGCCCAGACAUAUUCGCCGAGUAUGUAGGAUGCCGUGAGGGCACUGGUUUUAUGGCGUUUGAUACGUUAGUUAGGAAGUAG
Molecule: messenger RNA, 1008 nt
Organism: Fusarium sp. VM40
Lineage: Eukaryota; Fungi; Ascomycota; Sordariomycetes; Hypocreales; Nectriaceae
Source: the annotation of a GenBank genome assembly